AUGAGCCAAAAAGUGGAUUUAGAACUGAAUAGAUGGAAAGAAGAGAAUCAUCGGCGGAUCGAAAAUGAACGAAUUGAAUAUUUCGGUCCACUUUACAUGUGGAUCAAAAACUGGGUUGGCCCACUUCCAAAUCUGCGUGAUCAUUUUCGAAAAGAUCAAAUCGAGAAUAUUCUGAAGGGUGCCGUGGAGUGUUCAGAAGUAGAUAUUAUCAGAUUUGUGAUUAAGUGUGGCUACAAAGACGUACCCGACGUCGAUAAAGACGGCAAGUCCGUGUUGCGUCGCAGCACACCAGUGCAUUUUGCUGAUAGAUACGGGCUAGAGCGCUACCACCUACUCGAUGAUUUGUUUAAAAUAUACGACAAAUUUGACGUGAAUUACGUCGACGAAAAUGAAGUUACGCAUUUCCACGUGGCCUGCAAAGCUAACUGUAAAUACGUCGUCGAGAAAUUUCUCGAACUCGGGCAAGACCCUAAUUGCCGCGGACAAAAAUCGACCAACUCGCCGCUGUAUUCUGCUGUGAGUUGCGGACGAAAAUGGGAAGUCGAAUUGCUACUGAGAAGAGGCGCAGAUCCAAAUUUGGCCAAUGCAGAAGGAUUGACACCUCUACAUGCCAUUUGCAAUAUCCAAUAUUUAUACGAUUAUUACACCCCUCCCAAUGACAGAUUGACGCAAUUCGACAUACUCAAGUACUUCCUGGAGAUCAACGACGAAAUUCAGCAGACGGUGCAUGUCAAUGCCCAGGAUAAGGAGGGCAACACACCGCUGCAUUUGGCAUUACGAAUCGGCCGCAAGGAGGUUAUCGAAUAUCUACUAGGAAGAGGCGCCGAUCCAAACUUGGCCAAUGACAAGGGAUUCACACCUCUGCACACGAUUUGCAAUCAUUGGGAAGAUCGCCAUGUCUUGAUGAAAACGUUUUUCAAGGUCUGUAAGGCAAAACGUCAGUUGGUGCAAGUCGAUGCCCGAGACAAGUCGGGCCUGACACCACUUCAAUGGGCUGUGGCGUGUCUUUCGUUGAAAACUGUCGAUGUACUACUCAAAAAUGGCGCUGAUCUGUCCAGCUUCGUUUUACCAACUACGGAUCACUUCUGCCAAGUAUUAAAUUCACGCACUAGGUUUUAUCAUUUCCAAUCAGAUCUAGCGGCCAGCGCUAUGGAACUCGUCGAACUUCUGACGAAUAGAGAAUACGAACUGGACCGAGGCGAUGCAUUGACGAUCAUGGAAUUAUUCGCUAAGUACGGCUUGUUCCAAAAAUCGGAGGAUCUCGACAACCGUUGGUACGAUGAAGACUGGAGGUUCGUGGCAAAAGCGAAAAAGAUCAAGAUAAACUCAAGUCAGUCGCUGUACGACCUCAUUCAAUUGAGACCCGAGGAGGCGGCAAGACGAUUCGCUCGUGCGGAUCUCUUAAAGUUCGGCCACUCGAAAAAACUACGAGACCUGCACAUAGAGGAAAGAGAGGCCUGCUAUGUACAUCUGUGCGAGACGCUGUCAAGGAGAUUUUUCUUGCGAUGGGCAGGGCCUUCUUUGUGGCAAGUGGUGCACUACCGGUUGCCGAUUCUCUGCUGUGAAAUGAUCAACGAGGUUCUGAUGAACGAAGAUUUACGAAAUAUCUGUUUGACGGCUGAACGCCUAAGCUCGUAA
Trichogramma pretiosum is the source of this 1638-nucleotide messenger RNA. Its product is annotated as ankyrin-1-like. The transcript has a single exon. Gene Ontology annotation, biological process: protein localization to ciliary inversin compartment. Gene Ontology annotation, cellular component: ciliary inversin compartment. Gene Ontology annotation, molecular function: protein binding. The record is from RefSeq and is a predicted model, not a curated record. NCBI's taxonomy places the organism in Eukaryota, Metazoa, Arthropoda, Insecta, Hymenoptera, Trichogrammatidae. Bases 1 to 1638 code for a protein of 545 amino acids.